Nomascus leucogenys (northern white-cheeked gibbon) is the source of this 1538-nucleotide messenger RNA. It is a transcript of the gene AQP11, whose product is annotated as aquaporin 11. Gene Ontology annotation, cellular component: cytoplasm; membrane. NCBI's taxonomy places the organism in Eukaryota, Metazoa, Chordata, Mammalia, Primates, Hylobatidae. The record is from RefSeq and is a predicted model, not a curated record. The transcript is spliced from 3 exons. Bases 347 to 1327 code for a protein of 326 amino acids. Gene Ontology annotation, biological process: transmembrane transport. Gene Ontology annotation, molecular function: channel activity.
GCCGCGCCCGCCUACAAGGCCUUGAGGGAGGCGGCGGAGGGCGAGUGCGCGGCGGGUUUGGCUGACCAUUGGCCCCUCGGUCGGCGCCCUAGCAGACCUCCCCUCGCCGCCCCUCGCCGCCCCGCGCCUCCCCGCUCCUCCCCGCCUCCCCGGAUCUGGUUCCAACACCCCAGCGCCGAGCCGGGGAGGCGGGGAGGACUCCCUAAGUGUGCCGCUCGGAAGCCUCCCGCUCGUCCCGCCCCGAGGGGCGUGAGGAGGGGAGGGGCUGCGGACUUCGGACUCGGGCCUGGAGACCGCAUCCUAUCCAGAGCCGGAGCCCGCAACCCGCUCUGGCGGCGACGGAGCCAUGUCGCCGCUGCUGGGGCUCCGGCCCGAGCUGCAGGACACCUGCACCUCGCUGGGACUGAUGCUGUCGGUGGUGCUGCUCAUGGGGCUGGCCCGCGUGGUCGCCCGGCAGCAGCUGCACAGGCCGGUGGCCCACGCCUUCGUCCUGGAAUUUCUAGCCACCUUCCAGCUCUGCUGCUGCACCCACGAGCUGCAACUGCUGAGCGAACAGCACCCUACGCACCCCACCUGGACGCUGACGCUUGUCUACUUCUUCUCGCUUGUGCAUGGCCUGACUCUGGUGGGCACGUCCAGCAACCCGUGCGGCGUGAUGAUGCAGAUGAUGCUGGGGGGCAUGUCCCCCGAGACGGGUGUGGUGAGGCUAUUGGCUCAGCUGGUUAGUGCCCUGUGCAGCAGGUACUGCACAAGCGCCUUGUGGAGCUUGGGUCUGACCCAGUAUCACAUCAGCGAGAGGAGCUUCGCUUGCAAGAAUCCCAUCCAAGUCGACUUGCUCAAAGCGGUCAUCACAGAGGCCGUCUGCUCCUUUCUCUUCCACAGCGCUCUGCUGCACUUCCAGGAGGUCCGAACCAAGCUUCGUAUCCACCUGCUGGCUGCACUCAUCACCUUUUUGGUCUAUGCAGGAGGAAGUCUAACAGGAGCUGUAUUUAAUCCAGCUUUGGCACUUUCACUACAUUUCAUGUGUUUUGACGAAGAAUUCCCUCAGUUUUUUAUAGUAUACUGGCUGGCUCCUUCUUUAGGUGUGUGUAUACCUGAAGAGAUGCCUGAAUUGACAGCCCUCAGAGAUAACCUAUCAUGGACUUCUGGCCUCCAAAACUAUGAGACAAUAAAAUUCUAUUGUUUGAGCCACCCAGCCUAUAUGACACUUUGUUAUAAUAGCCCUAGCAAACUAAUACAGAGAUGCAACAGUAAAUUAAUAGUGGGUAUCUCUCAGUUAGAAUUACACUUGUUUCUUUUUCACUUCUACUUUGCCUGCGCACAUUAAACAAAUUUUUUUGACUAUGAACAAAGACUAUUUUGGUAAUGAGGAAAGAAAAAUCACUAAAAACAAAUGACAUAAGCUUUCCCAUACUAUGUAAUUCUGUAUCUGCUUCCUAUACUAUAGAGAGUCAAUUCUUUCUCUUAGUUAUUUAAUUAACUUCUAUUGACUAUCCAUAACUUAUUGCCCAAGUGCUCAUCUGACUGUUCACACUGCA